Molecule: messenger RNA, 2437 nt
Organism: Culicoides brevitarsis
Lineage: Eukaryota; Metazoa; Arthropoda; Insecta; Diptera; Ceratopogonidae
Gene: Pak
Product: serine/threonine-protein kinase Pak
Exons: 8
Coding region: 371-2236 (621 amino acids)
Biological process (GO): regulation of MAPK cascade; protein phosphorylation; regulation of axonogenesis
Cellular component (GO): cytoplasm
Molecular function (GO): ATP binding; protein serine/threonine kinase activity
Source: RefSeq, a predicted model, not a curated record
UGAGGAAAAGCGAAAAUUUAAUAUAUUAAAAGUGAAAAAAUUUCAUUUAAAUGUUUACCAAUUUCUCAUUUUUUCCACAAUUUUAAUAUACAAAUAUUGUUUAAAUGUAGUGCCAGUGUUAAAUUGUGGAAGUAAAGCAGUAUUCGUUGUUAGGCCACAAUCAGUUUGAUUAACCGUUCAAUGUAAACGUAUACGCCAAACACACAAAACACCAAUAAAAUCCCCGAAACAAAGCAAAAAAAAAAUACAGAAAGUAGAAGAAGUAGAAGCGAAUCGCUCCCCAAGGUGUAGCGAAUUAUCAGAUCCUCAUACAGACAUUUUUAGCAGCUAAUAAGAUAUAACGGGAAAAAUCGUGUAUUUGGAGAAGAAAAUGUCGAGUGAUGAAGAUAAGCCGCCCGCACCACCUGUCAGACUGACGAGUAAUCGAGGGACAGAUCGCAUCGAAACCACUGUUGAUCGUCCAUUGCCCAAAGAACCAGAUGACGCCGAUAGGAAGAAAAAAACACUCAAGAGCAAGAUGAAAGUAUCAAAGACGUUGCACAAUGACUCAAAACCCAAUAUUUCAUAUCCGACAAACUUUGAGCAUACGGUUCACGUGGGCUUUGACGCAAUCACUGGUGAAUUCACGGGUAUGCCAGAACAAUGGGCUCGACUGUUGAUGACCUCAAAUAUUAGUAAGCAGGAACAGAAGAAAAAUCCCCAAGCUGUGCUUGAUGUACUCAACUGGUUUGACAAUAGCAGUAAGCAACGGCCGAACUCAAAAUACAUGACGCAUGGCAUGCACACGACAGCAACGCAUUCUGCAUCGUCUUUAGGUUCUUCCCUGAGUCGAGUGAGUAGCAGUAGUCCGAGUAGCACGCCAACGGAUAGCGAAUCGCAUUUGGGAAGCGGCGGCAGUAGUGCCGGACCGCAAGUGAUAUCAGCGAGUCACUCGCAUGCACAUAGCCUAGCGCCGUCAGCACACAAUUCGUCGGCAAAUGAAGAUGACACUGUGCCACCGCCUAUCGCAAGUCGACCUGAACGGACAAAAUCUAUUUACACUCGUCCAAUAGAAGAUACGCCGCCACCUCCACUCCCUCCACAUCAAAUUAACUCGACAAUAAAAAGUCCAACCUUAGAUAAGAAUAAGAACGCCACGAGUGUGACAACUACGACAACAAACACCGCAGUAACCACAAUGACAAAUAACGUGCAUCAUACCCCGACUCACACAGCCACGCAGAACAACAUCAACAACGCCAAUAACGCUGCUCCCGCGACAGUCACGACAGUUUCUCCGCCGAACGCAACUUCUCCCGCAACGACGGAAACGCGCGCUGGCGGCGGUCUCAAAAAGAAAAAGAUGUCCGACGAAGAAAUCCUCGAGAAACUAAGGACGAUCGUGAGUGUGGGCGAUCCAACGCGCAAAUACACAAAAAUGGAGAAAAUCGGGCAGGGCGCUUCAGGCACGGUCUACACGGCAAUCGAAAGCAGCACAGGCAUGGAAGUGGCGAUCAAACGCAUGAACAUCAGUCAACAGCCGAAGAAGGAACUAAUCAUCAAUGAGAUUCUCGUGAUGCGAGAGAACAAGCAUCCGAAUGUCGUCAACUACCUCGACAGUUAUUUGGUGUCGGAAGAACUGUGGGUCGUCAUGGAAUACUUGCCAGGCGGUUCGUUAACAGAUGUCGUCACGGAAACAUGCAUGGACGAGGGACAAAUCGCAGCGGUGUGUCGCGAAGUGCUGCAAGCACUCGAAUUUCUGCACACAAAUCAAGUCAUUCAUCGUGACAUUAAAAGUGAUAAUAUUCUGCUAGGCCUCGAUGGAAGCGUAAAACUGACGGAUUUCGGGUUUUGUGCGCAAAUUUCGCCGGAACAGUCGAAACGAAGCACGAUGGUUGGCACACCGUACUGGAUGGCGCCCGAAGUUGUCACACGGAAGCAAUAUGGACCUAAAGUUGAUUUAUGGUCUCUUGGUAUCAUGGCAAUAGAGAUGAUCGAAGGUGAACCUCCAUAUCUGAACGAGAAUCCGUUACGUGCCCUAUAUCUCAUUGCCACCCAUGGCAAACCUGACAUCAAGGAUAAGGAAAAACUCAGUCCUGUGUUCCAAGACUUCCUGGAUCAGUGUUUGGAAGUAGAUGUCGAUCAACGAUCGAGCGCUUAUGAAUUGCUUAAGCAUCCUUUCUUGAAACUAGCGAGACCAUUGGCUAGCCUCACACCCCUCAUCAUGGCAGCUAAGGAAGCAACGAAAGGACAGUAAAAAUCCUUAUAAAAAUGUGGAAAACUGAUCGAGCAAUUAUUUAACAAAAAAAUAUCAAGAACAUUGCUCAGCAUUUCAAAAAUAAAAAAGCAAAAAAAUGAUAAAUUUCAAUUAAAUUCAUCCAUAUAAUUAAUAGGAGAAUGUAUUUACAAACAAACAAAAAAUAUAUUAAGCACUAGGUAGCUAGAAACAAGUUCUAAG